CAUUGCUUCCAUACGAGGUUACGAAAUGCUGUCGAAUCCGGGCGCCAUAUUGUAAUGUCAAAUUGUGACGCUUGUGAUCUGAGCGCAUUCUGAUUUUCUUUGAUUUAUUUAUCAAAAUCUAAAUAAAAGUAACAGUUGUGAGUGAUAAAUUAGUGAAGGCGCAGGGGUGCAUUGGCGCAUCGCUGUAAACCAUGAGCUAUCAAAUACCAACAUCGCAGAGCCGCACCAUGUCUCACAGCAACUAUGGUGGGUCGGACGUGCCAAUGGCUCCAAGCAAGGAGCAGCAGACGCUCAUGUGGCAGCAGAACUCCUACUUGGUGGACUCUGGUAUCAACUCCGGAGCCGCUACUCAGGUGCCAUCACUUACCGGCAAAGAAGAUGACGAGAUGGAGGGUGAUCAGCUCAUGUUUGAUUUGGAUCAAGGAUUUGCUCAGGGUUUUACCCAGGAGCAAGUUGAUGAUAUGAACCAGCAGUUGUCCCAGACGCGUUCCCAGCGUGUCCGCGCGGCCAUGUUCCCUGAGACCCUGGAGGAAGGCAUUGAGAUCCCCUCCACUCAGCUGGAUCCGGCCCAGCCUACAGCUGUACAACGCUUGGCUGAACCUUCGCAGAUGCUGAAGCACGCUGUUGUUAAUCUGAUCAACUAUCAGGAUGACGCUGAUUUGGCUACCAGAGCAAUUCCUGAGCUGAUCAAGCUGCUGAAUGAUGAAGACCAAGUGGUCGUGUCUCAAGCCGCCAUGAUGGUUCACCAGCUGUCCAAGAAAGAGGCUUCGCGCCAUGCCAUCAUGAAUUCACCCCAGAUGGUGGCCGCUCUCGUGCGCGCGAUCUCCAACAGCAAUGAUCUGGAAACCACCAAAGGAGCUGUGGGAACAUUGCACAACUUAUCUCACCAUCGACAAGGUCUCCUUGCUAUCUUUAAGAGCGGCGGAAUACCAGCUCUUGUCAAACUACUAAGCUCUCAAGUGGAGGCUGUACUGUUCUACGCUAUUACGACUCUCCAUAACCUACUAUUACAUCAAGACGGUUCCAAGAUGGCUGUACGUUUAGCCGGAGGCUUGCAGAAGAUGGUGGCUCUUCUGCAGAGAAACAAUGUGAAGUUCUUGGCGAUUGUGACCGAUUGCCUUCAGAUUUUGGCUUAUGGAAACCAAGAGUCGAAGCUGAUCAUCCUUGCAUCUCAGGGCCCGAUCGAAUUAGUGCGAAUCAUGCGCUCUUACGACUACGAAAAGUUGCUGUGGACUACCUCCAGGGUGUUGAAGGUUUUGUCUGUGUGCUCGAGCAACAAGCCCGCAAUCGUAGAGGCUGGUGGCAUGCAAGCCCUGGCCAUGCACCUGGGCAACCCGAGCGGCCGCCUCGUCCAGAACUGCCUCUGGACCCUGAGGAAUCUGUCCGAUGCUGCAACCAAGGUGGAGGGCUUGGAAGCUCUCCUACAAAGCUUGGUGCAAGUGUUGGCUUCUACUGACGUGAACAUCGUCACUUGCGCGGCCGGAAUCUUGUCCAACUUGACAUGUAACAACCAGCGGAACAAGGUGACCGUGUGCCAAGCGGGCGGCGUGGACGCGCUCGUGCGCACCGUGGUGUCGGCGGGCGACCGCGAGGAGAUCACGGAGCCGGCCGUGUGCGCGCUGCGGCACCUCACGUCGCGGCACCUCGACAGCGAGGUGGCGCAGAACGCCGUGCGGCUGCACUACGGGCUGCCGGUCAGUGGCGAGUGUACCUCUCUCUCUCUCUCACGGAGCCGGCCGUGUGCGCGCUGCGGCACCUCACGUCGCGGCACCUCGACAGCGAGGUGGCGCAGAACGCCGUGCGGCUGCACUACGGGCUGCCGGUCAGUGGCGAGUGUACCUCUCUCUCUCUCUCACGGAGCCGGCCGUGUGCGCGCUGCGGCACCUCACGUCGCGGCACCUCGACAGCGAGGUGGCGCAGAACGCCGUGCGGCUGCACUACGGGCUGCCGGUCAGUGGCGAGUGUACCUCUCUCUCUCUCUCACGGAGCCGGCCGUGUGCGCGCUGCGGCACCUCACGUCGCGGCACCUCGACAGCGAGGUGGCGCAGAACGCCGUGCGGCUGCACUACGGGCUGCCGGUCAGUGGCGAGUGUACCUCUCUCUCUCUCUCACGGAGCCGGCCGUGUGCGCGCUGCGGCACCUCACGUCGCGGCACCUCGACAGCGAGGUGGCGCAGAACGCCGUGCGGCUGCACUACGGGCUGCCGGUCAGUGGCGAGUGUACCUCUCUCUCUCUCUCACGGAGCCGGCCGUGUGCGCGCUGCGGCACCUCACGUCGCGGCACCUCGACAGCGAGGUGGCGCAGAACGCCGUGCGGCUGCACUACGGGCUGCCGGUCAGUGGCGAGUGUACCUCUCUCUCUCUCUCACGGAGCCGGCCGUGUGCGCGCUGCGGCACCUCACGUCGCGGCACCUCGACAGCGAGGUGGCGCAGAACGCCGUGCGGCUGCACUACGGGCUGCCGGUCAGUGGCGAGUGUACCUCUCUCUCUCUCUCACGGAGCCGGCCGUGUGCGCGCUGCGGCACCUCACGUCGCGGCACCUCGACAGCGAGGUGGCGCAGAACGCCGUGCGGCUGCACUACGGGCUGCCGGUCAGUGGCGAGUGUACCUCUCUCUCUCUCUCACGGAGCCGGCCGUGUGCGCGCUGCGGCACCUCACGUCGCGGCACCUCGACAGCGAGGUGGCGCAGAACGCCGUGCGGCUGCACUACGGGCUGCCGGUCAGUGGCGAGUGUACCUCUCUCUCUCUCUCACGGAGCCGGCCGUGUGCGCGCUGCGGCACCUCACGUCGCGGCACCUCGACAGCGAGGUGGCGCAGAACGCCGUGCGGCUGCACUACGGGCUGCCGGUCAGUGGCGAGUGUACCUCUCUCUCUCUCUCACGGAGCCGGCCGUGUGCGCGCUGCGGCACCUCACGUCGCGGCACCUCGACAGCGAGGUGGCGCAGAACGCCGUGCGGCUGCACUACGGGCUGCCGGUCAGUGGCGAGUGUACCUCUCUCUCUCUCUCACGGAGCCGGCCGUGUGCGCGCUGCGGCACCUCACGUCGCGGCACCUCGACAGCGAGGUGGCGCAGAACGCCGUGCGGCUGCACUACGGGCUGCCGGUCAGUGGCGAGUGUACCUCUCUCUCUCUCUCACGGAGCCGGCCGUGUGCGCGCUGCGGCACCUCACGUCGCGGCACCUCGACAGCGAGGUGGCGCAGAACGCCGUGCGGCUGCACUACGGGCUGCCGGUCAGUGGCGAGUGUACCUCUCUCUCUCUCUCACGGAGCCGGCCGUGUGCGCGCUGCGGCACCUCACGUCGCGGCACCUCGACAGCGAGGUGGCGCAGAACGCCGUGCGGCUGCACUACGGGCUGCCGGUCAGUGGCGAGUGUACCUCUCUCUCUCUCUCACGGAGCCGGCCGUGUGCGCGCUGCGGCACCUCACGUCGCGGCACCUCGACAGCGAGGUGGCGCAGAACGCCGUGCGGCUGCACUACGGGCUGCCGGUCAGUGGCGAGUGUACCUCUCUCUCUCUCUCACGGAGCCGGCCGUGUGCGCGCUGCGGCACCUCACGUCGCGGCACCUCGACAGCGAGGUGGCGCAGAACGCCGUGCGGCUGCACUACGGGCUGCCGGUCAGUGGCGAGUGUACCUCUCUCUCUCUCUCACGGAGCCGGCCGUGUGCGCGCUGCGGCACCUCACGUCGCGGCACCUCGACAGCGAGGUGGCGCAGAACGCCGUGCGGCUGCACUACGGGCUGCCGGUCAGUGGCGAGUGUACCUCUCUCUCUCUCUCACGGAGCCGGCCGUGUGCGCGCUGCGGCACCUCACGUCGCGGCACCUCGACAGCGAGGUGGCGCAGAACGCCGUGCGGCUGCACUACGGGCUGCCGGUCAGUGGCGAGUGUACCUCUCUCUCUCUCUCACGGAGCCGGCCGUGUGCGCGCUGCGGCACCUCACGUCGCGGCACCUCGACAGCGAGGUGGCGCAGAACGCCGUGCGGCUGCACUACGGGCUGCCGGUGAUAGUGAAACUGCUCCAGCCACCAUCUCGCUGGCCUCUUGUGAAGGCUGUGGUCGGUCUGGUGCGCAACCUUGCUCUGUGCCCCGCCAACUACGGCCCGUUGAGAGAACACGGCGCCGUGCAUCAUCUCGUUAGACUUCUCAUGAGAGCCUUUAACGACACUCAACGGCAACGUUCUUCGGUAUCGGGCAGCGGCACCGGCGGCGCGUACGCAGACGGCGUUCGCAUGGAGGAGAUCGUAGAGGGCGCUGUGGGCGCUUUGCAUAUCUUGGCCCGAGACAGCCUCAACAAACAGCUCAUACGGCAGCAGAACGUCAUACCGAUAUUCGUUCAGUUGCUGUUUAAUGAGAUUGAGAACAUACAGCGCGUGGCGGCCGGCGUGCUUUGUGAGUUGGCAGUGGACAAGGAAGGCGCCGAGAUGAUAGAAGCAGAGGGCGCCACUGCGCCACUCACUGAACUACUGCAUUCGCGAAAUGAAGGUGUGGCGACAUACGCAGCCGCUGUGCUAUUCCGUCUCUCCGAAGGCAAACCGCACGAUUACAAGAAGCGACUCUCGAUGGAACUCACCAACUCUCUGUUCCGCGAAGACCCUCAAAUGUGGCCGGCAGACCUGGCCAUGCAGCCGGACUUACAGGAUAUGCUCGCGCCGGAACAAGGAUAUGAGGGGCUGUACGGGACUCGUCCGUCGUUCCAUCAGCAAGGCUACGAUCAAAUACCGAUAGAUUCGAUGCAGGGUUUAGAGAUCGGCAGUGGUUUUGGCAUGGAGAUGGAUAUCGGUGACACGGAGGGCGCAGGCGCCGCUUCAGCCGACCUCGCGUUCCCCGAGCCCCCGCACGACAACAACAACGUCGCCGCCUGGUACGACACCGAUCUGUGAUUCCAUUUUCAAAUGUCAUUCGGCCAUUUUGUUUGCGGAAAACAUGUAGUUGUGAAAUGGCGGCUAAUUGUUAUAAGAAACAGAUCAACUCUUUAUUUUUAAGCUCUUCAUCUGUCUUCCCAAUUCAUGCUAGCGGAAAUUACUUUCUAAUAGAUCACAUUUGCAUUACAGCCAUUAUUCUGACACUUGUUAGAGGUAUUAAAUAAUGAAAAUAUCGGUUUUUGGGACAAUGCUACAAUGUGCAGAGGUGCCAUAGUUUCUCGUGAAAGAAAAAACAAACUUUAUUGAAAUAAUGCUUGACAAUCUGAAACCAUUAAUCAUCACAGCAAUGCGUUCCUAAUUCCCAUGUUUACUGACUGUUUAAAGUUGAAUAGUCGCAUUUAUUAUAAUGACAUCAUAAUCUCCGAUUCACGCUAAGCCAGUCUUAAUGUAGAACAGAGAUUUGUAAAAAAAAGGAAAACAAUAUUUGCGAAUUUUCAACUUUAGUAAAAUUUAACAAUGUCAGAAAUAUAAAUAUAGACUGAAUUCAAAAAGGUACAUAUGCCGAAAGAGUUUAUUUUCCAAUUGGUGCUAGAAUAAGAAUAAAUUGAAUUGAAAUAUCCGAAGAUGUCUACCCUGCAUUGAUUAUGUCGAAGAUUUCAUACUGUAACGUAUGAAAUGCAUAUAAUCGGAGAAUAGGGUAACUUUACUUUUAAGAUUUUUUAUAGGCUUUAAAAACGAUUUCAUAGUUCUCUUUGUAUUUGAAAUUAUAUUCGCAUUUACGAAGUAUUGUUUAUUUUGACUUAUUUAAUGAUUAUUGAAAGAAACGGAUGUGAAGUUUUUAUUUAAUAUUGCAAUUUGUACUAAUCAUUUAAUUUAAAUGAUGAAAAUAUGGAUAAGACUGCUCUAUUCGCAUGCGUUUUUAGGAAAAAUCGUGAUUUUAUUUUAAUAAUAAAAGUUUAUACAACAGUGCCCAAGAUAUGAAUGGAUUAUUUGAACUCUUAUUUUAUAAGGUAGAACUAAUAAUAGUUUGGAUCGUCUAACUAGUUCACGACAUUUAAACAAAAUAUCACGCCGUGCUUAAUUUUUAAAUGUACUAUUUUGCCAUUUUACAAGAGGUUUUUAAAUCAUGGUUUUAAACAAAUUUUACCCAAUUGGCCUAUUUCUUUGUCAUAUUUAUGAUGAUUAGUUUCACGAAUUAUGAUGAAAAUGACUUUAUGAUUGUUUGCAAUAAACUGCCACAUGCAAUAAAUACUAAGUAAUUGAUCUCCUGUCAUUGAUUUUAAUUUAUAACCAUAAAAUUUUUGCAACUGUUCUGUUUAUGUAGCAAAUUUGGGUAGUACUUAAUGAAGAAUUUUGCACAUAAGAUAUUCAAUUAGAAAAUGCACUCACUUCAUACCCACCCAUAGAAAAUGUAUCUUUUACGAUGUAACCCUAGCGUAAGAAAUUUAGCAUUAAUUACCUAUUGUUCUUUAGGUCGUAAUAUUUUUUUUUAUUAACUGACUUUGCCAAUGUUUUUAUUAUAUUAAAUAAUGAAGACAAUGCUGAAGUAUGUGAUUUUUGUGUCCAUUUAUGCAUGGAUAAUAAAAUUAAUUUAAUUAAAAUA
Molecule: messenger RNA, 6462 nt
Organism: Amyelois transitella
Lineage: Eukaryota; Metazoa; Arthropoda; Insecta; Lepidoptera; Pyralidae
Gene: arm
Product: armadillo segment polarity protein
Exons: 15
Coding region: 192-4877 (1561 amino acids)
Biological process (GO): cell adhesion; positive regulation of transcription by RNA polymerase II
Cellular component (GO): adherens junction; catenin complex
Molecular function (GO): alpha-catenin binding; protein phosphatase binding; transcription coactivator activity
Source: RefSeq, a predicted model, not a curated record